Camelina sativa (false flax) is the source of this 912-nucleotide messenger RNA. NCBI's taxonomy places the organism in Eukaryota, Viridiplantae, Streptophyta, Magnoliopsida, Brassicales, Brassicaceae. The record is from RefSeq and is a predicted model, not a curated record.
AUGACCAAUGUCACCAAACUCUCUCCACUUAAUUAUCUCAUGUGGAAGCUUCAGGUUCACGCUCUGGUGGAUGGGUAUGGUCUUGCCGGUUACCUUGAUGGUUCUGGUCAGAUCCCUUCCGCCACUGUUACCACCGAAGGUGUCGUUUCUGAAAAUCCAGACUAUGUCAACUGGAAACGUCAGGAUAAACUGAUUUAUAGUGCUCUCUUGGGCUCUAUAUCUCUUGCAGUGCAACCAAUCCUCUCUCGCACCACCACCUCCUGCGAGAUUUGGAGCACUCUUGCCGGCACAUACGGCAAACCCAGUCGUGGCCAUGUUCAACAGAUCCGAGAUCAGUUGAAGGCAUGGACCAAAGGUAAUCGUACUAUUGACGAGUACCUUCAGGGGCUUACUACACGGUUCGAUAUUUUGGCUAAUCUUGGCAAACCAAUGGACCAUGAUGAACAAAUUGAGCUGAUUCUUGAGGGUCUUCCUGAAGAAUAUCGUCCCAUUAUUGAUCAAGUUGAGGGAAGAGAUACUUCUCCCACCAUCGCUUAUGUUCAUGAGAGGCUAUUGAAUCGGGAGGCGAAGCUUCUAUCAAAGUUUGUUGUCACUUUGCUCCCCGUCACCGCAAACGUGGCUACUCAUCGCAACAAUACCAACAACAACAACAACAAUCGUGGCGGUCACUACAACAAAUCUCGCUUCAGCAACACCAGAUCACAGACUUCCUUUUCUCAACAAUCUAAUCAUCGGUCUGACAACCGUCCGUUUCGUCCUUACCUCGACAGUGGUGCUACGCAUCAUAUCACUUCCGAUUUGUGUAACCUGUCUCUACAUCAGCCCUACUCCGGUGAUGAUACCGUUAUCAUUGGUGAUGGCUCAGGUGAAGGAUCUACUCACGGGGGGCCUAUUGCUCCAAGGCAGGACUAA